AUGUUGCAGGGCAACCAGUCAAUGGUGAAGGAGUUUGAGCUGCUGGGUCUCUCCCAGGCACGAGGGGCCCAGCUCUUCCUCUUCUUCCUCUUCCUUCUCUUCUACUCUCUAAUCUUGCCAGGGAACAUCCUCAUCAUUCUGACCAUCCGGAGUGACCGUAGAUUGGGUUCCCCCAUGUACUUCUUCUUGGCCAACCUGGCCUUCCUGGACAUCUGCUACUGCUCUGUCACCCCUCCCAAGAUGCUUGCUGAUUUCUUCUCCAGCCGCAAAACCAUCUCCUACAAGGGCUGCAUGGCCCAGAUCUUCUUCCUCCACUUGCUGGGGGGAUCUGAGGUCUUCCUUCUCAUUGGCAUGGCCAUCGAUCGCUAUGUGGCCAUUUGCCACCCAUUGCGCUAUGCCAAUCUCAUCACCAGGGCAGUCUGUUGUGCUUUGGUUGGGUUGUCCUGGUGUCUAGGGUUCAUGCACUCCAUUAUCCAGAUCAUCCUUAUUGUUCCUCUCCCUUUCUGUGGACCCAACAAGCUGGACAAUUUCUUCUGUGACAUCACCCAGAUUGUGAAGUUGGCUUGCACAGACACCUAUGACUUGGAGUUCAUCAUGUUCUUCAACAGUGGCCUGGCCACCCUGAUGUGUUUCAUCCUCCUCCUCAUCUCCUAUGGGGCCCUGCUGGUUAAGGUGAGGACAGGGUCCAGCCAAGGGAAGAGUAAAGCCUCCUCCACCUGUGUCACCCACAUCAUCAUCAUCUUCAUCAUGUUCGGUCCUGCCAUCUACAUCUAUUGUCGACCUUUCCAGGAUUUUCCUCUCGACAAGGUGGUGGCUGUUUUCCACACUGUGGUUUUCCCCUUGAUGAACCCCAUGAUCUACACCCUUAGGAACAAGGAGAUCAAGCAAGCCAUGAGGAGGUUGCUGGGGAAACAAACAAUUUGGGGGGCAAAAUAA
Molecule: messenger RNA, 936 nt
Organism: Hemicordylus capensis (graceful crag lizard)
Lineage: Eukaryota; Metazoa; Chordata; Lepidosauria; Squamata; Cordylidae
Product: olfactory receptor 4N2-like
Exons: 1
Coding region: 1-936 (311 amino acids)
Biological process (GO): G protein-coupled receptor signaling pathway
Cellular component (GO): membrane
Molecular function (GO): G protein-coupled receptor activity; olfactory receptor activity
Source: RefSeq, a predicted model, not a curated record